Protopolystoma xenopodis is the source of this 186-nucleotide messenger RNA. NCBI's taxonomy places the organism in Eukaryota, Metazoa, Platyhelminthes, Monogenea, Polystomatidea, Polystomatidae. The record is from the annotation of a GenBank genome assembly.
AUGAUCGUGACAAGCGGUAUUACAGCUGCGCCCCGUUUCAAUGGGCCUCUCACGGCUAGCCUCAAUCAACUGCAAACAAACCUGGUUCCCUUUCCGCGGCUGCACUAUCUUCAAGCCUCUAUGGCACCAAUAUCAACUGUGGAUGGCCUCUCACACGAGAGUGAGUUAUUGGGUGCAAGCUUUUAA